This is a messenger RNA of Salarias fasciatus (jewelled blenny), 5053 nucleotides long. RefSeq names its product NACHT, LRR and PYD domains-containing protein 3-like. Gene Ontology annotation, molecular function: protein binding. The transcript has 13 exons. Bases 562 to 3936 code for a protein of 1124 amino acids. Lineage: Eukaryota; Metazoa; Chordata; Actinopteri; Blenniiformes; Blenniidae. The record is from RefSeq and is a predicted model, not a curated record.
CACACACACACACACACACACACACACACACACACACACACACACACACACACACACACACACACACACACACACACUCUAUUUGGCUUCAAGAAGACCGUAGAUCAUCUCAAAAGGUGGAUUUUAGCACAUUUCAUCGUCACUGUGAAUCGAAGGCUUUUUCCAUCAGAGUGGGAUGUUGUGGAUUUAAACGCCGUCCUCACAUCAGACACACUCAGACAGACAGCAGGACUGAGCGGAGACCAGCGGCAGCAUGAAGCUGAUCUGAGGUUUUCCAGGUGAGACGGCGUCCUCACAUCAAGCAGAGAUAUACAGAAGGACUGAGGAGGGACGGAGAGCAGCUUCUUCUCUCCAAAAGUGUCUGAAGAAGAUGUGAAGAGAGUUGAUCAGGACAUGUGAUUUCUGUGAAAGAUGAAAAACCCAUUCUGUCAUCAAAAUAAGAAGAGUCAAGCAUCUCAGCUGAAUCAAACUUGUCAGCUCCUCACCGUGGUCUUUCCAGGGAUUCUAUGAACACAGAGUGAAAAUUUAGUGAAAUAAAUCAGACUCUUCACAAGGUCAAAGAUGAGCUCAGAUCCAGAAGUCCUGCUGGGGAUGCUGGAUGAUUUGUUAAUAGAUGACUUUAAAAGGUUCAAGUUCCAUUUGAGCAAUGUUGGGAUCUUUGAAGGAUGCAGAGCAAUCCCAGCAGGACGACUGGAGACAUUGGACAAGCCGGACACAGCGAGUCAGAUCCACCAGACCUACAGCAAUCAUGCUCUUGAACUCAUGAAACUGGUUUUAGAGAAAAUAGGAAAGAGGAAUAUAUGGGAUGAACUUACAUUAAAUGUCUCAGAACUUGAAGGGGAAGACGGUCCUCAAGAGGUUUGUUUGUCAGCGAUAUCUAAGAGGUGCCAGGAAGAACUUAAGUCCAACCUGAAGAAGAGGUUCCAGUGUGUGUUUGAGGGGGUUGCUAUGCAAGGAGAGUCCACCCUCCUGAAUCAGAUCUACACAGAGCUCCACAUCACAGAGGGAGGGGCUGCAGAGGUCAAUCAGGAACAUGAGGUCAGACAGAUUGAAACAGCAUCCAGGACAGCAGACAGAGCAGAGACAAGCAUCAGACCAGGAGACAUCUUUAAAGCCCCACUUAGAAGAUCUGAACCAAUCAGAACAGUGCUGACAAAGGGAGUGGCUGGCAUUGGGAAAACAGUCCUGACACAGAAGUUCACUCUGGACUGGGCUGAAGACAAAGACAACCAGGACGUCCACUUCAUAUUUCCAUUCACCUUCAGAGAGCUGAAUGUAGUGAAGGAGGAGGAGUUCAGCUUGGUGGGACUUGUUCAUCACUUCUUCACUGAAACAGAAGAAGCAGGAAUCUACAGAUUUAAGAAAUUCCAAGUGAUCUUCAUCUUUGAUGGUCUGGAUGAGUGUCGAUUCCCUCUGGACUUCCACCACGCGAAGAGCGUGACUGACAUUAGAAAGUGCACCUCAGUGGAUGUUCUGCUGAUAAACCUCAUCAGGGGGAAACUGCUUCCUUCUGCUCGCCUCUGGAUCACCACACGACCUGCAGCAGCCAAUCAGAUCCCUGCUGACUGUGUGGACAUGGUGACAGAGGUCCGAGGGUUCACCGACCCCCAGAAGGAGGAGUACUUCAGGAGGAGGUUCAGAGAGGAGGAGCAGGCCAGCAGGAUCAUCUCCCACAUCAAGACCUCCCGAAGCCUCCACAUCAUGUGCCACAUCCCGGUCUUCUGCUGGAUCACUGCUACAGUUCUGGAGGAGGAGCUGAAGAGCAGAGAGGGAGGAAAGCUGCCCAAGACCCUGACUGAGAUGUAUAUCCGCCACCUGGUGGUCCAGGUUAAAAGAAACAAAGUGAAAUUUGAUGGAGGAGCUGCCACAGAUCCACACUGGAGUCCAGAGAGCAGGGAGAUGAUAGAGUCUCUGGGAAAACUGGCUUUUGAUCAGAUGCAGAAAGGAAAUCUGAUCUUCUAUGAACGUGACCUGAUAAAAUGUGGCAUUGACCUCAAGGUAGCCUUAAAGUACUCAGGAAUGUUCACACAGAUCUUUAAAAAGGAGAAAGGCAUCGUGGACAUGGUGUUCUGCUUUAUCCAUAUGAGCCUUCAGGAGUUUCUGGCUGCUCUUCAUGUCCAUCAGACCUUCAUCAACUCUGGAAUCAACCUGCUGAAAAAACAACAGCAAACAUCCUGGUGGUCAAACCUGUUGAAGCAGAAACCUAAACUCCACCAUCUCCAUCAGAGAGCUGUAGAUGAGGCCUUGACGAGUCCAAAUGGACACCUGGACUUGUUCCUCCGCUUCCUCUUGGGUCUUUCACUGGAGACCAAUCAGAUUCUCAUUCAAGAUCUGUUGACACAGACAGGAAGUAGCUCACAGUCCAAUCAGGAAACAGCCCAGUACAUCAAGAAGAAGCUGAGUGAGAGUCUGUCUGCAGAGAGAAGCAUCAAUCUGCUCCACUGUCUGAAUGAACUGAAUGAUUGUUCUCUGGUGGAGGAGAUCCAACAGUCCCUGAGAUCAGGAAGUCUCUCCACAGAUAGACUGUCUCCUGCUCAGUGGUCAGCUCUGGUCUUCAUCUUACUGUCAUCAGAAGAAGAUCUGAAGGAGUUUGACCUGAAGAAAUACUCUGCUUCAGAGGAGGCUCUUCUGAAGCUGCUGCCAGUGGUCAAAGCCUCCAACAAAGCUCUGUUGAGCUGCUGUGGUCUGUCAGAGAGAAGCUGUGGAGCUCUGUCCUCAGUUCUCAGCUCUCAGUCCUCCAGUCUGACACAUCUGGACCUGAGUAACAACGACCUGCAGGAUUCAGGAGUGAAAUGUCUGUCUGCUGCAGUGGAGGAUCCACACUGUUCACUGAAAACUCUCAGGUUGAGCGGCUGUGGUCUGUCAGAGAGAAGCUGUGGAGCUCUGUCCUCAGUUCUCAGCUCUCAGUCCUCCAGUCUGACACAUCUGGACCUGAGUACCAACACCCUGCAAGAUUCAGGAGUGAAAAUGCUGUGUGCUGCAGUGGAAGACCCACACUGCAUACUGACUGAUCUCAGGUUGAGCUGCUGUGGUCUGUCAGAGAGAAGCUGUGGAGCUCUGUCCUCAGUUCUCAGCUCUCAGUCCUCCAGUCUGACACAUCUGGACCUGAGUAACAACGACCUGCAGGACUCAGGAGUGAAGCGUCUGUCUCUUGGACUGGAGAGUCCUCACUGUAAACUGGAAGCUCUCAGUCUGUCAGGGUGUCUGGUCUCAGAGGAAGGCUGUGCUUCUCUGGUCUCAGCUGUGAGAUCCAAGUCUUCAAAACUGAAAGAGCUGGACCUGAGCUACAACCAUCCAGGAGACUCGGGAGUGAAUCUUCUGUCUGUUGCCAUGAAGGAUCCACACUGCUCACUGGAGACUGUCAGGGUGGACCAUGGUGGACAGCAGAGGCUCAAACCUGCUUUGGGGAAGUAUUUCUCUCAACUGCAACUGGAUGAAAACUCAAUGAGCAGAAAGCUCAAAUUGUCCAACAACAACAGGAAGGUGACCCAUGUGAAGGAAGAGCAGCCGUAUCCUGAUCAUCCUCACAGAUUUGACGACUAUCAGCUGCUGUGUAAAAAUGCUUUGAGUGGUCGAUGUUACUGGGAGGUCGAGUGGAGCAGAAACGUUUCUAUUUCAGUGAGUUACAGAGGAAUCAAAAGGAAAGGAGUCAGUGAGGAGUGUUUGUUUGGAGCAAAUCAUCAGUCCUGGAGUCUGAGGUGCUCUGAUACAGGUUUCUAUGUUUAUCACAAUAACAGAGUAACACCCAUCUCCUCCUCCUCCUCCUCCUCCUCUGGUAGAGUAGCAGUGUAUGUGGACUGUCCUGCUGGCUCUCUGUCCUUCUUCAGAGUCUCCUCUGAUUCUCUGAUCCUCCUCUACACCUUCAACACCACAUUCACUCAACCUCUGUAUGCUGGGUUUAGACUCGGGUACUUUGGAUCCAUGGUUCUUCAGUGAGUCUGUGUCCUCUGUAGGAAGGAUGGUCUCUGUCUCUGACAGCAGGAAGGAGGAAAAGUAGCUCCUCAGGGCUAGACUCGCAAGAGCUCAGACUUCAAAUGAGAUUUAAAAACUCACGGAGAACGGGAAAAGAUAUGCGUGCAAGUAUCUGGAGAAAGGAGGUGACUGAGGCACGCUGGUUGUGUUAUUUCACCACCAUGCUGAGGGACAUCGACCAACCGAACAACGUGAGUAAUAUUUAUUAUUAGUGUGAAGUUGAGAUCAUUUCUUCUGUAUACUCUGUGAUUGAAAUGGUUGUGUACUGUGUUCUGUGGGUUGGGGUUAGGGUAAUUCAGAGGGGAGAUUUGCUGUUUUGAGUUCCAGGCGUGUGUGUGUGUUCAUGCACAGGUCAACCACAGGAGUGAAAGUAAAUGCAUGUCAAUAUGUUUGCACUGUAAAGUUUUUGCUAUUUACGAAGUUACAUUUCAUGCAUUUACUGAAAUAGAUGGACUAUUUUGUUUUAAGAAACUCAUUCUGUUGUAUUAUAUCACUACUUUCUGUGUUUAAGAGAGAGCUGGUACUGUUGUCUAUAUUAAUGCCACAGUUGUUUUGUUGGGUUGGUUGGGUUUAACGACAUUUCUGUUAUGUUUUUUAAACUACAAACCUCAAUCCUAAAACAUUAAUGCUGAGUCUAUAAUUUGAUAGAUCAGUAGGGGAAUAAAGUCCCACAUAAAAUGUAUAUUGUGUCCAGUCAUUUCUUGACCCGGCUACAGAUAUAUGAGAGACAUAAGACCACACCAAAAAAAAAAAAAAAAAAAAGACUAACAUUUUCGUGCAACUGUGUUAUUCAUAGUUCAAAUGAAUAAGAAGUAGGUGCAAUAUCAUAGUGAUAUAGAUAUAUCAAGGUUGAUAUAAAUGGCAGAGUGCCGAAAGGCAGGUUGGAGUAUUCAGGAAUUGGAUUGCCCUGGGUACAAAGGUGUCCUUUCCUCUAUGUGUCCUCUCUGCUUGUCAAAAGGUCGCUCCACAGCAUAUGCAAUUUCUUCUUUGUUCCAUCUUAUGUUUGUUGUUGUUUCAUUGCUGUGGUGCUUCUUGAAAUGUUCAAUCAUAAAAGAAUAAAAGUAAAUCAUUGACAUUCCAA